AUGAACAUCGAACUGGAGAUUACUUCUCUCAACCUCGUUUGCACCGCGUUUGGUCUGUUCUUCGUUUCAUAUGGCACCGUUUCGUACCUCAUCAAGGAACGUCUCUUUCUCGGCGAGGCGCCGCUCGCCGUUCUAAUCGGAGUUGGACUGGGACCCUAUGGCUUUGGUGGCAUCUUCAAAUGGACCCCAAAAGAGGUCAACGUGGAUGAGCUUUCGCUGGGUCUAUGUCGAGUCGUCAUUGGUAUUCAACUUACGCUCGUUGGAGUGCAGCUUCCGUACAAAUAUCCGUGGAUCGAAUUACGUAGCUUGGUCAUGCUGCUCAUACCUAUCAUGGCCGUCAUGUGGCUCGCCACCACACUUUGCAUCUGGCUAGUAAUCCCGUCUCUGCCGCUGCUUGCAGGACUCGUCAUCGCCACAUCGGCUACGCCUACUGAUCCGGUGCUUUCCAACGCCAUCGUCAAAGGUGCGUUUGCCGACCAGUACGUUUCUCCGCGUCUUCGAAAUCUCAUCUCGGCUGAGAGCGGUGCUAAUGACGGGUUCGGAUAUCCCUUUCUCUAUCUCGCGGUCCACCUACUCAGAAUUGAGAGCACCACGCAGGCACUGACAACUUGGAUUCUGAAAACAUGCCUCUACACCGUCGGAGGCGCCAUCGUUUAUGGUAUUGUCAUCGGCUACAUCUGCCGGCGUCUCAUCGACUUUUCCACCGCCCGCAACUUGAUCGACAAGGAGAGUUUCCUUCUGUUCGGUGCAGCCAUGGGAGUCUUUAUCAUUGGCUCUGGCGGCGUACUACAAUUCGAUGAUCUCCUUGCUGCUUUUGUUGCGGGCAACGCGCUCUCCUGGACCGACUUUUACCGCGAGCAAUGCGAGGAGUCUGAGGUCGACAACUGCCUCGAUCUGCUCCUGAAUCUCGUCUUUUUUAGCUUUCUCGGUGCGACGAUCCCCUGGGAUUCGUUCAACGACCCGGACAACGGCAUCACACCUGGGCGUCUCGCUCUCAUGUGUAUAUUCGUCCUCGUUUUCCGACGUUUGCCUGCUAUGCUCGCCUUCUACCGCUACGUACCCACGCUCAACGAUGUCUCUGAAGCGUGCUUCAUCGGCUAUUUUGCUCCUAUUGGUGCUGGUGCGCUCUUCUACCUCGGCGUUAUUCUUGACGAGUUCAAACCGCACGAUGAUUCGUCGCCAGUCGCAGAACGCAUACGCGUACUUGCUAAACCGAUUACCUAUGCGCUAAUUCUGGCAUCCAUCAUCUGCCACUCGCUCGCCAUCCCUCUGGUCAAGAUCGCUUUUAGCUAUUUUGAUGUCAAGUCGAUUAAACUUGAAGGUGAAUCCGAUGCAGAUGACGACGAUGUCAAGAACCAAGACGAGCAAAGCGACUCAGAGGAAGAAGCAAUGGGCAGCAAUGCAGAUGGCCAGAGUGGGAGUGUGCGAUCUUGCGACUACACUCGACCGAUUCAGUCGCGACGAGAGGAACAAGAGGUGGAAGACGAUUACGAGCAGGGCGAACAUCACGAUCCGCGUUUCAGUUCUCAUGCCGAUGAAACCGAGCGCUCGAGGUCGUUCCGAUAUUCGAGCGUUCAUCGACCCGAGAACCGAGAUGGUCUGAACUAUCGCGAAGAUGCUGAGACGAGUGGCGCGUAUCACAAUGACGGAGUCUGGGACAAUCACGCAUCCUGGCGCGUAUCGAGCGGUCACAAGCUUGGCCCUCACCAUCAGCUGCGAAAGAAUGCGCAGACGGGUCUGCUUGAGCUCGAUCCGCGCGUGUACACUGUUGAGCAUGGUGCGCCUUCUCCCUCGCCUAGACGUCGCGGCCGACCAAGCGUUGCACGUCGAGCUGCAAAUCCGAGCAACGUCGCUCUUCGUCGAGAUGACACAGCCGAUUCGCAGCGUUUGUUGGAAGAAGCCCGCCUACAGUCCUCGUCGUACCGCCCUUCGUACGGAAGCACAAGCAAUCACUAG
Messenger RNA from Mycosarcoma maydis (corn smut), 1956 nucleotides. RefSeq lists its product as uncharacterized. Lineage: Eukaryota; Fungi; Basidiomycota; Ustilaginomycetes; Ustilaginales. Gene Ontology annotation, biological process: regulation of membrane potential; proton export across plasma membrane; sodium ion export across plasma membrane. The transcript has a single exon. The record is from RefSeq and is a predicted model, not a curated record. Bases 1 to 1956 code for a protein of 651 amino acids. Gene Ontology annotation, molecular function: sodium:proton antiporter activity. Gene Ontology annotation, cellular component: plasma membrane.